CAGAUGCUCAAUGUCAACAGCUUUGCUUAAGGUUAGGAUUUUUUUACACGGGAGUUUCUUUCAGUUUGGGCUGUUUUAACCCCUGAUUCCAGGCAGAUCCGUCAUUUCCUAUUAAGAAGUUCCACAAGAUUGUUAUUGAUGGGCGUGUCAUGCUGAAGAGGCCCACACUUUGGGGUCCAGAGGCCCGUAUAAUGGCAAGUCUGGAUGAGGGCAACACUGAGUGACCUUGACCUUUGCACUGCAGUCAAGCCAUCUCUACUGCUCACCCUGGUGCUCUGGUGCACUUUGACCUCUGCCUUGCUGCCAAGACACUGCUGCCAUGCUGUGGCUGGUGACCUUUGAACUCUGCACUGCGGCCAAGACAAUUUUACCUUUGCCAAGCCAUGACCAGUGAACUCCGAGGAAGCUGCAUCACAGCCAUUAGGUUCCUCCCUUGCUGUUUGGGGAUGCUGUGCAUGGCACGGGCUGCCUUGGGCAUGGGUGUGCUGGGGCCACCCUGCCGUGGUGUGGCUUCCCUGGCUACCAAGAUGGCAGAAUACCGAAGGAUGAGGAAGCCCACAGAGCCCCAGGGAUGGGCAGAGCAAUAUCAAGAGCGUUUCAUCCCCUUCUCGAAAGGGCAGCUGGUCAGCACACUGCUUAAGGAAUUCCACUCUACUGAUGCUGAUCGUGCCUCAUUUCUGUCCUUUGUGGCUCGUGUGGACUCCUCUCUGCUGCAUCACUACCACUCUGUCAUGGGGCAUUUGCAGGCUCUGUAUGACCCCAUUAAUCCAGACCGGGACACACUACAGGAAUGGUCAUUGACAGAUGCCCAGCGCCUGGAGAACGAGCAGCAGGUGUUGGCUGCCCUGGAGCCUAUUCUGGAGCAGGCCAACUUCAACAGCCUGUCAGAGGAUGCACUGGCCUAUGCCCUUGUGGUCCAUCAUCCUCAGGAUGAGGUCCAGGUGACGGUGAACCUGGACCAGUACGAAUACAUCCGGUUCUGGGCCCUCGGUCAGCGCAUUGGGCCUCUUCCAGUGAAAUCCACCCUGAGGCCCCAGCAAGGAUUCUUUGGCACAGCUCCCCUCAUGCCAAGGCGCUAUUUCAAACGGAUGGUAGUGGCAGCGCGGCCCAAGAAUGCCCACCUGGUGCUGAAGUGCUUUAAGGACAUCCCACUGGAGGCACUGGAGCACCUGCUGCCCUUGGUGAAGAUCCGCACCUCUAUCUUCUACCGGGCUCUACUCAAUGCCAUGCUGCUGGUCAGCGGGCUGGCCCUCUUUGUCAAUGUGGGCAUGGUGGUGCUGUCUGACCUCAAGGUCGGCACCACCUUCCUGCUCCUCUGCUUUGCUGCUUUCAUGAGCUUCCGUGCCUGGAAGGUGUUUGGGCGGCGCCGCAACGUGCACUCACUGGAGCUGGUGCACAUGCUCUACUACCGCAGCACCUCCAACAACUCGGAGCUGCUGGGGGCGCUGGCUCUGCGGGCACUGGAGGAGCAUGCCAAGGAGCUCAUCCUGGCAGACAGCUUCCUACGGCGCCAGUCAGGCCUGCCUCAGCACCGCCCUAUAGAUGCCCAAACAGUGGCCCGGCUUCAGGAGCAGAUCCAGGCAUGGCUGCAUCUCCACUCGGGGCUGCACAUCUCCUUCUGUGCUGAACGUGCCUGCCAACACCUACAGAGUUUUGAGGGGGCCAGCCCACGCCCCAUGGGGGUGCCCAGCCUAACCCCACUGUGAUGUGGAGGUCACACUGACCCCUGGGACUCUACCUGCACUAUGGUAGGAGCACCCUUCCCUCCAGGAUGCUGCACUAGUACUUAUAUCUUAGUUGGGGGUGAAAGAGGAGGGAGUGCCCAACCCCACUUGGCCAGGACUGUGCUGGGGGUCCCCCCUUACAUGCUUGUUGAUUUUUGUUCCCAGUGCAUUCUGGGAGUCCUGCCAAGCUCUGUGUAUGGUAUUGCUCUGCAGUUGCUUGGGGAUUUGCUUGCUGCCUCUGGAGCUUUGUCAACCCCAGCUUUCCCUCUGAGCAUCCUACAGCCCCUCAUGUAAGUGCUGGGGUCCAUGGUGAUGAGGGGACACUGAGAGCUCAGGUGGUGGCCAUGAAGAGAAGGAUGAGGUGAGAGAAUAUGCACAGCAGGAGAUGCCAGGGGUACCACCUCCUUUUGCUUACCAAGGGGAAGGUACCCAGCCCCCACCCUGCCUCACCCAGCCCUGCUCAUUUCCUGGAGUUGGGCUAGAGCCCAGGAGUCCUGGCUCCAAGCCUGCCUGGCUCAAGGAACAGGAAUUCAGUCCUUCCUGGAGGGUCCCCGCUCUGACAAACAAGUAGCUAUGAGUGUUAAAGGCUGUGGCUGUAGCCAAACGGGUCCAGUCACCAGCCUUCUGCUGCGGGUUGCUGGUUGGCCGUCUUCUGCUGGGGGCUGUCAGGGCACAAUCCUGCCCAGCAGUGCUGUGCUCAGACCUGCAUGUUCCCUGGGCUGGGCCAGUGCCUUGCCCAGCUGCUUUGUCCAGUCUUAUGCUAAGGAGAGUCCCAUGUUAUUUCUUUGGCAACCUUCGCCCCUUGGUCUGAAAGCACUUUACAAAGGGAGAACAGCAGAUUUUAUAGAUGUGGAAAUGGGCCCAGAUGGAGCUGCACCCAGUCUACAGCAGUUGAGCUUCUGGCCCCACUCCCCUCCCUGAAGUGGGCAAGAGCCUAGGAGUCCUGGCUCCCUGGUCUGACCCCUACACCAUGCUUUACCCUGGAGCUCAGGUCCCCGGCCAGGCUCGUUAUGGUUUGCUGUUGCAGGGCAAGGAGCUUCUUUCUGGCAUGAAUGUCUUAGAGGGUGGGGUGAAUUUCUACUGUAUUUUCAGCACAAUAAAGAUGUUUCUGUCUUU
Messenger RNA from Alligator sinensis (Chinese alligator), 2840 nucleotides. RefSeq names its product transmembrane protein 143 (gene TMEM143). The coding region runs from base 384 to 1706 and encodes 440 amino acids. NCBI's taxonomy places the organism in Eukaryota, Metazoa, Chordata, Crocodylia, Alligatoridae. Gene Ontology annotation, cellular component: mitochondrion. The transcript has 9 exons. The record is from RefSeq and is a predicted model, not a curated record.